Messenger RNA from Musa acuminata AAA Group (dessert banana), 2401 nucleotides. Its product is annotated as rust resistance kinase Lr10-like. The record is from RefSeq and is a predicted model, not a curated record. Gene Ontology annotation, molecular function: protein kinase activity; ATP binding; polysaccharide binding. Bases 135 to 2288 code for a protein of 717 amino acids. Gene Ontology annotation, biological process: protein phosphorylation. Lineage: Eukaryota; Viridiplantae; Streptophyta; Magnoliopsida; Zingiberales; Musaceae. The transcript has 3 exons.
GUGACAUCAACCAGAGAAUACGGCCCGACUGCCCUUCGAAAUAUCUGCCUCAUCCUCUCCCGUCUCCGUCUUAUUCCUCCCCCUCCACCUAUAGUUUCGUCGUCUUCUAUCAUCGAUCAGCGACGCAUCGAGAGAUGCAUCAUCCGUGGCCUCCCCCCUCCUUCCGUCUUCUGCUUCCCUUCCUACUUUCCCUCUUCCUGUUUUCCUUACCACCUUCCUUCUCCGACGACGACUACCUCCCGCCAUACGAGGCAUGCUCCACGAGGCAAUUCCUCUGCGGAAGCCGCAACAUCAGCUUCUCCUACCCGUUCAGCCACCAAGAUAGUCAUCCUGAGUGUGGCUAUCCGGAUACUGCCCUCAGCUGCAAUUCCCCCGACUACGCCUUGACGAUUCACAUCGGCGAAAAGCAGUACCGAGUGAAGGAUGACAGCAUCGACUACGCCAACUACCACCUCACCGUCGUUGAUCAAGAUUUUGUUGGCAAUUCCUGUCCCCAGCCAUCUGAGAAUACCACUCUGGCUUUAGCGCCCUUCCAGUACACCGGUGACGACCUCAACGCCACCUUCUUCAUCGAUUGCCGCACCCACCUUCCCUCACCGCUCGUCAACAUCGAUUGCCUCCAAAGUAGCACUGCCGGAGGGUGGUCAUUCUAUUGGCUGGGAACUGGUAGCUUGCCUGAUGACGCGAUGAACGCGUGUGGAAGAUGGUUUGUGCAAGUUCCCAUGAAUCGGACGGCUUUCAAACAGUUGAUGGACGGAGACACGAAUUAUGCCGCAGCACUGCAGGAGGGAUUCACCUUGAGCUGGCCAGCGGGGAUCGGGGAGUGGUGCAGCGCUUGCAACGGGUCCGGCGGCGUGUGUGGAUACAACUCCUCAAAGCCGACCUGUUUCUGCUUCGAUGGCUCCGCUACAGAUGAUUUGUGCGACAAAACGGAGAUCGGGCGGUGGUGCAGCACUUGCUACAGGUCCGGUGGGGUGUGUGGGUACGAAUUCUCUCUGCCGACCUGUUUCUGCUCCGAUGGCUCCGCUACAGAUAGUUCGUGCGACAAAAAGGAAGAGUGGUGCAAUGAUUGCAACAGGUCCGGCGGGGUGUGUGGGUACAAGUUACCAAAUUCGACCUGUAUCUGCUCAGAUGGCUCCCAUAGAGAUGGUUCGUGCGACAAAGGAUCUCACUUCAAGAAGCUUAUUAUAAUCGGUUCAGUGGCAGGAGCGGUGGGCUUCGUUUUGGUCUGCGUCGCAUUAUUUCUAUGUACGCGAAAGCGUUACACAGACUCUAUCAUCUAUUGGAACAAACCGACAAAUGUAGCAAAGAUCGAAGACUUUCUGAAUGAUUAUGGAUCCUUGGCCCCUAAAAGAUACAAGUACUCGGAACUGAAGAAGAUGACCAAAUCUUUCAAAGAAAAACUUGGGGAAGGUGGAUAUGGAAGUGUGUUCAAGGGCACCCUCCAAGAUGGGCGUUCGGUGGCUGUGAAGAUCCUCAGCAAAUCCACAGAAAAUGGAGCAGAGUUUAUAAACGAAGUUGCCAGCAUCGGUAGGACUUCCCAUGUCAACGUCGUGAGUCUACUCGGCUUCUGCCACGACGGUCACAAACGAGCUCUGGUCUAUGAAUUCAUGACCAAUGGGUCACUGGACAAGUACAUCUACUCUGACGAGCCGAAGGCAUCGCUUCCAUGGGACAGACUGUACCAGAUCGCCGUCGGCAUCGCCCGAGGGCUGGAGUAUCUGCAUCGCGGCUGCAACACUCGCAUAGUCCACUUCGACAUAAAGCCCCACAACAUCCUCCUGGACCAGGACUUCUGUCCCAAGAUAUCCGACUUUGGAUUAGCCAAACUGUGCCCUCCCAAAGAAAGCAUCCUCUCCAUGGCAGACGCAAGAGGAACCAUAGGGUACAUUGCACCGGAAGUCUUCUCGAGGACCUUCGGGAUGGCGUCGACUAAAUCCGACGUCUACAGUUACGGGAUGAUGGUCCUGGAAAUGGUCGGAGGAAGAAGGAAUGUGAAAGCAUGGGCAGACAGGACCAGCGAGAUAUACUUUCCGCAUUGGGUCUACGAACAUCUGGAUCGAGAUGGAGGUCUUGAAGCCUACGAUGUGACGGCUGAGACGGAGGAAAUUGCGAGGAGGAUGAUAAUGGUCGGUUUGUGGUGCAUACAAACAAUGCCACCGAGUCGGCCUUCCAUGAGCAGAGUCGUGGAAAUGUUGGUAGGAAGAGUCGGCGACUUGGAGAUGCCACCCAAACCAUAUCUUUCGUCCCCUCAGCGACCGGUCGUCGUCACCUCUUCUUCCUCUUGACGGUAAGCAAACUAAAAGAAGAACUCGGAGUUAUUUUUCCCCUCUUUUUGCCCUUUUUCUUGCGAUCUUCUUGUCAAUCACAUGAAAACUAAUUCAAGUGUUCUGCUUAAACA